AAUUUCAGGGCCUAUAAAUGUAGGAUUUCAAUAGCGUAUCAUCCAGCUCGUAUCUCACGGUACAACCAACCACAGCAUCAGCGUAUACAGCGGACAAGUUUCAGUAUGGCUCGAGCCCCUUCAGUCUGGAUGCAUUUCAAAGAUGCGUUCCCUGGAGACAUCAUUCGCAACGAGAUUCUUGUUCCUAAAGAUGGUUUUGUACUUGAUACUUACUACUGCACCAUGAGCUGGAAUGGCGGGAUGGAAGGUGGAGGCUAUUGUGGUCUUCAGGAUCACCCGAAGGGAAAAGCGUUCAUCUACUCAAUUUGGGACCCAAAACAAACCAAGUCCAUUCCUAUCAAAGCAGCCUACAAGGGACUGUGGACCGAGGUGGCCAAUUUUGGUGGAGAGGGAACUGGACUCCGAUCCUUAAACUUCUCCAUUGGUUGGAAGCCGGAUCAGUGGUAUACCCUGGUGUCCAGAGUGUGGGACGUCAAUGGCCAUACCUUCUUUGGCUUCUGGAUCCAUGACCAGACCGAUCACCACUGGUCACACAUGAUCACCAUGGAUUUCCCCGUGAAGCAGGUCAGGUUCAAUUCUGACACGAGCCUUUUCCUAGAAGACUGGGCGGGGACUGGACAGAACGCGCGCAAAGGUCACUACCGUCAGGGUUUCAAGAGGAAAGUCGACGGCAGCUGGUUCCCCUUCACAAAGACGAGUUUCAGUGUCGUCGUUGAAUCAUCCACUCACAACCACGCCAACAACUAUGACGCUGGGGUGGAGAAGGACUAUUUGUACAUGGCUAGCGGAGGUCAGGUCCAUACGUCGCCAGGAAUCGGACUUCACGCCAAUUUAGAACUACCAAGUCAUCAUGCUUCCCCUCCUGAUCCUCCGAUCAGCUUCAGCAUCACCAAGGCAAAGCCAGAUGUCGUGGAGUGGCAGGUCCUAGCGUCGUCCACGCCGCAGUUUCACUACAGCAUUGUCCGGAACGGCACACAGAUUGCAUCGGGGACUGACACGGAGAGGAGAAGUCACCCAAUACAUGGAGCUCGAGCUGGGGACACCCUUGAGAUUCACCUUGAGGACAUCCUGGGUAAGACAUCCACCAAGUCUGUGAAGAUCUCGGCUUAGACAGGCAUGCUUGGGACCACAUUGGGGACAGUUUUGGGAAGACAUCCACCAAGCCUGUGAAGAUAUCGGCUUAGACAGGCAUGCUUGGGACCACAUUGGGGACAGUUUUGGGAAGACAUCCACCAAGUCUGUGAAGAGCUCGGCUUAGACAGGCAUGCUUGGGACCACAUUGGGGACAGUUUGGGGAAGGCAUCCACCAAGUCUGUGAAGAUCUCGGCAUAGACAGGUAUGCUUGGGACCACAUUGGGGACAGUUUGGGGAAGACAUCCACCAAGUCUGUGAAGAUCUCGGCUUAGACAGGUAUGCUUGGGACCACAUUGGGGACAGUUUGGGGAAGACAUCCACCAAGUCUGUGAAGAUCUCGGCAUAGACAGGUAUGCUUGGGACCACAUUGGGGACAGUUUGGGGAAGACAUCCACCAAGUCUGUGAAGAUCUCGGCUUAGACAGGUAUGCUUGGGACCACAUUGGGGACAGUUUGGGGAAGACAUCCACCAAGUCUGUGAAGAUCUCGGCAUAGACAGGUAUGCUUGGGACCACAUUGGGGACAAUUUGGGGAGGACAUCUACCAGGUAUGUUCAGAACGAGUCCUAAACACGCUUCACAUUGAGGACAUCUUGGAUGACAUCGAGCAAGACUGUGAAAAUCUCAAACAGGUUCUAUUAACUACCAAUGAUUUCUUAAUUAUGCAUUGAUAUCCUUCAUGACUUGGACAUGUAUCUUAAUUGUAUCCUUAUAGUUUCAUGUAACUCCAUUCCUUUGUUUCAACGUUGUUGCUUAGAUUAGUAUAUAUACUAUUUAAAUGGGUAAAGAUAAUUUAGACCAUCAUCACCUCCCUAAAACUUCUGCUUCAAAAUGAAUAGCUUGAACUGUGAUCAAAUAUCAUAUUUUAUAUAUUGUGUAUGGUCUGUGAUCUGAAGUGUAUCGACUCAUAAUAAUAUAUGUAAUAAGAAAGUCAUUGUAUACACAUGAUAAAACUAAUUGUUUGAUUAUGAAGAUUGUGUAUAAAAUAUUAAUAACACAAUGACAUGUAGUGAAUAUAUGUAAGCAGUAUUAUACAUUUACGUUUGAAUAAAAACUACCUUUAUUGAUAGUAAUUGAAUGCACGUUAAUUGAAAUAUUAUUGACAGAAAUGAGGCAAUAGUUAAAUAUUGAUAAUGUUGCAAGCACGAUGUUUGAUUUCGACUAAUAGAAUCUUUAAUAAAAUAGAUAGAAAUACCAUGUAAAAAUAUUGUUAAAUAAUGAAAAUAUAAGUUUAAAACAUGUCGAUGACCAUCGCGAUACGGAGGAAGGUAACCUUUGUGUUUAUAAAUUCCAUAUAUAUCUUUCGGAUGAUUCCAUUCAAAUGUUGUUGUUUUUCCA
Messenger RNA from Haliotis rufescens (red abalone), 2470 nucleotides. RefSeq lists its product as uncharacterized. The record is from RefSeq and is a predicted model, not a curated record. NCBI's taxonomy places the organism in Eukaryota, Metazoa, Mollusca, Gastropoda, Lepetellida, Haliotidae. The coding region runs from base 106 to 1110 and encodes 334 amino acids. The transcript has 2 exons.